Ostrea edulis (European flat oyster) is the source of this 1034-nucleotide messenger RNA. RefSeq lists its product as uncharacterized. NCBI's taxonomy places the organism in Eukaryota, Metazoa, Mollusca, Bivalvia, Ostreida, Ostreidae. Bases 171 to 1034 code for a protein of 287 amino acids. The record is from RefSeq and is a predicted model, not a curated record. The transcript is spliced from 4 exons.
UUUGUUAGCCAAUCAAUGGCUUGGAUAGGCACGCGAUAGCUUGUGUUUUGCACACGUUAGCCUUUUCAUAUACAUGGGAUUCAGUGAAUACAAAUUGUAAAGCGGAUCAAAGUUUUUUCAUUUUGUUCAAAUCGAAGGAUCCAAAUUUAAUUUCUAUAACAACAAGGAAAAUGUCAAAGACCCCUGCAAAACGUAAACGUCUGAGAGCAAGGGAAAACAAUGAUGUUCCUGGACCUUCUACAGAACCAGACCAUCAUCCGCUGUCCAGUGUGGUGCCAAUGAUUGACUAUGCGGAGCUGGCAAGACACAUGGUGCAACAGCAAGCAAUCCAAGGACAGGCGGAACAACAGUUGGUUACCGAAAACAAUGUACAGGGGAGCCAGCCAGAAGCUGCAACACCCACAAUGACCUCAGCAACAGUGUCAGGUGGAACCCAUAGUGUGGGGGCUACCAAUGUCCUACCUGGACCACAGUCUGUCUCUCCCAUGGACACCCCCAACAUUUCUAAUGUGGGUUCGAUUUUAGAUGUAGUUUUCUCAGACAGCCCGGUUCCAAGCUCCAUAUUUGGAGCAGUAUCCCACCCCGGUUCCGGAACAUUUAUUGCAGAUUUAACUUCAGCAACAGCUCAUAUUCUGACAGCUUCCUUAACACAGGCAUCUCGAGCUGCAUAUAGGCGGUCUUGGGACCUAUUCCUGAAUUACAAACCAGUUACUAACUUACCUUUGCAAGUCUCUGAUGUAUGCAACUUCAUUGGACAUUUAUUUCAAUCCAAUUUGAGUGCAAGCACUAUAUCAUCACACAUAUCUGCUCUGGGCUAUGUCCACAAAUUGUUCAAUUUGCCAGAUCCUUCUCAAACCUUUGUAGUAAAGAAACUUCUACGUGGUUGUCACAAAUUGGCAGGGACUAUGCUCUGUUUAAAUUAUGCUUUCAUGCAUUCCUUCGCCUUGGGGAAGUUGUUUCAAAAUCUGCAGGAAGUAGCAGUUUGGUGGUGCAGCGGUCAAAUGUCGCCUUUCAAUUUGAGGGUUCUUUACUGA